GACUCUUCUCAUCGAUAAAUGUACAAAAUAUAAACAAAUUCUGUGUUAAUAGAGAUAUUAAACUGGAGCUAUGUGCAAUUGGUUAUUGCAAUGAAAUGAAUUAUAGAGAAAACAAUUUGUAAUUUUAUAGAGAAAACGGGUCAUUGCAAUCAAAUUGAUUAUUCGUUAUUUUUUGCAGAUGAAAUUUGUCAAAUUUAAUUAAAUAUGCAUAUUUGUCAAAUUUAUGAUAUUGUUUAAAAUCAAUUUACCAAUUUUUAGAGUGCUUUAUUUAAUUUGACAUAUUACAUUUUGAAAGAAAUCAUGGUUUUGCAGGAUUUACUUCCAGUACGUUCGAUUUUAAGUUGGGUGUUAAAUUCAACACGGCAUACAAUAACCAACGACAUAAGUUUUUGCAGGUUUUACAUUCAGUUUAACGUUCAGUUUUUAAGCUCAUCAUCUUUUAACAAAAACCAACGACACAAGCCUAAUAGACGUAAUCGAGUGAUGGAAAAAGUAUUUGCAUGUUUCGGAUACAGAGCUUUUUCGUGGGUGCUACAUCCACCAAUUGGAGCUUUUAAUCCUGAACAUUCGUAUACGGUUGGUUAUGUGUUGCAUCUCGAUUGGGCGGAGGAGUGCAUGUGGUUAAACAAAUAUAUUGCAAGCAAAAGAAGAAAGUGAUACUUACUAUUUUGUAUGUUUAAUUUAAUAACUUUACUUUCAGUACUUCAAUUUUGGUUUUUCGAUUGGAUAUGUUAGUUGUAUCAAAAUAAUGUUAAGUUUUUUAAUAGCUUUAAUUGGUCAUAAGAUUCGAUCAUUCGUCAUGUAAGGCUCGAGUAUUAUAUGACCUCAAUAUCGCAAAAUAUGGACUAUGCGAAUGAUUUUGUAAAAUUCCGCACGCAUUGCCUGCAUGAAAUACUAGGCACAAUAAAAUUAAAAUUCCGCACGCAUCGCAUGCAUGAAAUACUAGGCACAAUAAAAUUUCUAAAAUCCACGCACGCAUCGCGUGCAUAAAAUACUAGUUUGAAUAAUGGCAGCUCAUGUUAGUACUUUGCAGAUUAAAAACGAAGCGAAAUCUGGUUUAAUUACUCAGGUCAUAAAAACAUUUCCAAACUUUCAUCAAACAAAUUAAAGGGUUUCAAUCAAACAAUUUCAAUAAUGCACAGAAAACCCAAAUCACAAAAAUAAUUCCCAAAAUCUGUAAAAAUCAAGAGAGAUAAAGUAGUUACCCGGCAACAACAAUCUUUGCACAAACAUUCGGUUUUUUUGGAGCAAUAAUGUCCACCUAGUUCAGCCAUCAACAACAUUUUCUCCGCUAAAUCCGUCGUCGUACCCGUUUUCAUCGACAUUACAGCAAAUUUCCAAACUUUUC
Molecule: messenger RNA, 1348 nt
Organism: Spinacia oleracea (spinach)
Lineage: Eukaryota; Viridiplantae; Streptophyta; Magnoliopsida; Caryophyllales; Amaranthaceae
Exons: 3
Coding region: 301-657 (118 amino acids)
Source: RefSeq, a predicted model, not a curated record